AUGCCCCUCGUCCUCCCACUGGACUGCAGUGACAUCUAUAACAAUGACAACAGCCGACCCAGUGGAGUGUACACCAUCUAUCCCAUCGGAGCCACCUCUGCUGUCCAGGUGUACUGUGAUAUGGACUCACCAGGAGGACGAUGGACGGUGUUCCAGAGGAGGAUGGACGGCACUGUGAACUUCUACAGGGGCUGGGAUCAGUACAAGCUGGGCUUUGGUAGCGCUGCUGGAGAGUACUGGCUCGGUCACCCUUAUCUCCAGACACCCUUUCUCCCCUCCCCCUGUUGGACUGAUCACAUGGAAGACCUGGAGCUGGGACCAAAUUUACCCCCCACCUUCCCUUGCUCCACUCCCAUUUUCUCUACCCUAAACCCCCACCAUCCACCUCCGCCACUGGUUCUAAGUCUCCAGGAUUGUUCUGACAGAUAUUUUUGUGUGCUGCGUGUUUCAGACCUGCGGUGGGUCCAGGUGAACAGCUCCGAGGAGGCCUACAGAGUCAUGAAAAUCGGGAAGAAGAACCAGAGCUUCUCCUCCACCAGACUGAACCAGCUGUCCAGCAGGAGCCACAGCAUCUUCUCCAUCAGGAUCCUCAGAGUGGACGACGUCGGCGUUCCCAGAGUCCUCGGCAUCAGCGAGCUGGCGCUGUGCGACCUGGCCGGCUCCGAGAGAUGCUCCCGGACUCACAACACCGGAGAGAGACUGAAGGAAGCGGGAAACAUCAACAGCUCUCUGCUGACGCUGGGGAAGUGCAUCAACGCCAUGAGACUGAACCAGCACGCCAAGUUCCAGCACCACAUCCCCUUCAGGGAGUCCAAGCUGACCCACUUCCUGCAGUUCUUCUUCUGUGGUGCCGGCCGGGUCUCAAUGGUGGUCAACAUCAACCAGAACCCGUCCUGCUUUGACGAGACGCUCAACGUCCUCAAGUUCUCCGCCCUCGCCCAGAAGGUGGUGGUGGUGAACUCCAGGCCCGCGGUCCUGGACGACGCCCCCCACAGGUCGGCCAUGGAGCUGUCGAUCAUCAUCGACGAGGCCGACCAGCGCAGGAACGUGUCGGGGCGGGGCAGGAAGAGCUCGCUGGUCGCCUGGGAGACGACCCUGGAAGACGUGCUGGAGGUUGAGGACGACGAGGAGGAGGAAGAGGAGGAGGAGAGUGCGAUGGAGGGAACCGUGCUGGAGGCCGGAGGUGAGGAAGACGAGGAGGAGGAAGAGGACCGGACGAUGGAGGAAGAAGAGAAGCCGGACCGAGAGGCUGCGCUGCGAUUGGUUCUGGAGGCUCAGAUCAGAGAGGAAGUCAGCACUGAGUUCAUGGAGCUCUUCAACAAGAUGGAGAAAGACUACAGCGAGCGUCUGGAGAAGGAGAGGGAGAUCCUGGAGGAGCGAGCCGAGAAGAGAGUCGAGAUCCUGAAGAACCUGGUCAGCAAGACGGUCGACCUGUCAACCGUCGGCGCCGACAGCAGCAAGGAGGAGCAGGCGACUGUGUUGGAGGGAAUCAUCAGCUCGCUGACUGAGGACCUGCAGAAGGUCAGAGAGGACGCUCAGAGCGUUCAACGCUGCCUGACGGAGCACGCCCACGCCGCAGUCUCGCCAGUCCUGGAGGAGGAGAUCUCGAGGCUGCAGGAGGAAAACCGCAAGAAAGAGGAAACCAUCUGCGAGCUGAGAGAGAGGGAGGAGAGGAGGAGGGGGCUGGAGGAGGAGCUGAGGAGACGGGAGGAGGAGGUGGAGGAGCUGAAGAAGGAGCAGCUCCUGCUGGAGCAGAACGUGCAGAAGCUGACGGAUCUGGACCAGUGUCCAAACUGUGCGUCUGUGUUUUCGUCUCUGGAGUCGGAGCAGAGGGAAACAUCCAGACUGACGAAGGAGAACAAAGCUCUGGUUAACGGCAUCUUCCAGCUGCAGACAGAGAUGACGAGUCUCCAGGCGCAGCUCAAAGAGCAGACUGACAGGUGUGACAGCCUAUCAGAGCAGCUCAGCACUGCAAAGGCCCGCCUCCAGGACCUGGAGAGCCAAUCGGAGGAGAAGGCCAACACCAUCAGCAGUCUGACACAAGAAGUGGAGCGUCUGAGACGUGAACUCAAGGAGGGAGAGGCGGGACAGAGCAGCAGCAGCAGCAGUGUUUUCCACGCCACCAUAGAGGAGCUGAAGAAGGAGGGCCUGGCAGCGCUGGAGAGGUCGGCUCAGAAAUCCCAACAGAUCCAAGAUCUGCAGAGAGAAAAGAUGCAGCUGGAGGAGACUCUGUCUCACAGGUGGGUGUGUCGAGCUCAGGGGGAGUUAGCCAAUCAGAAGGCAGAAUCCUCGCGUCAGCUCCAGAGCCUGAGGGCGGAGCUUGAGUCUGAGGGCGGAGCUCUGCGAGGGAGACUGGAGGAGCAGAAGAGAGACCAGGAGACGGAGAAGGAAGAGCUGCAGCGAGUCGCGUCGGAGAAGGACAGACUGAUAGAAGAAAGCCAGCGGCAGACGGAGACGCUGAGAAAAGAGCUGGAGCGUCUGCAGGAAGAGCUGCAGGGGAGGGAGGAGGAGGAGAAGGAGAACAGACAGGAGGAGGAGGAGAAGGUGUCGGUGGUGGAGGAGCUGAAGGAGGAGCUCCAGAGACUCCAGGAGAGGAAGAGAGGGAGACAGCUGAAGCAGGAGGAGGCGGCGGUGGGGAGGAGGAGCAGGGAGUUUGAUGCUGUACACAGAGAGCUGGAGAGACUGAAGGAGGAGAGAGAGAGAAACCUGCAGCAGGACGUUCACGACUCUCCUCUGAGGUCCAACAUGGCCGACCGGAAGAAAACCCCCAGAACUACAGGGAGGAAGAGGAAGAGCUGCGAGGUGGAGGGCCUGGUGUCCAGCGAGAACAAGAGAAACCGGGUGAGAGGAAACGCUCGAAACAACAAACAGGAGAAGAGAGACGCGGCUCUUCAGAACAUCAGAGAGUUGAUCACCAAGUCUCCGUCCAUCCUGGGCAGCAAAGCUAAAAAUAUCAUCAGUCUGGUCAGUGGACAUUCGGUUGAGAAGGAGACGGUUACCACAGCAACCAAACCGAGACGAGGACGGAAGAAGCUUUACAAGCAGGACGCCUCGGAUGCCCUGCUAGACUCUCCACACAUGAUGUCCGGAGGAGCUGAGGAGGAGAAGGAGAGCGAUCACCUGAUCAUUAAGAGGCAGCUGCGGUCCAAGACCUGCAGGAAGUGACAUCAUCACCAUCAUGUGACAACACUAAACCUCAGAUUUCUGUCAAACCGUCAGUGGUUCUGAGGGUUUGAGUUGAAAUAUCUGUACAGUUUGUAUUUCUGUCUGAUUUUUAGUUCAGUACUUGUUUUUCAUCG
Micropterus salmoides (largemouth bass) is the source of this 3299-nucleotide messenger RNA. Its product is annotated as kinesin-like protein KIF20B. Lineage: Eukaryota; Metazoa; Chordata; Actinopteri; Centrarchiformes; Centrarchidae. Gene Ontology annotation, cellular component: nucleus; spindle microtubule. Gene Ontology annotation, molecular function: ATP binding; plus-end-directed microtubule motor activity; microtubule binding. The record is from RefSeq and is a predicted model, not a curated record. Bases 1 to 3165 code for a protein of 1054 amino acids. Gene Ontology annotation, biological process: microtubule-based movement; mitotic spindle assembly. The transcript has 24 exons.